Molecule: messenger RNA, 7165 nt
Organism: Motacilla alba alba
Lineage: Eukaryota; Metazoa; Chordata; Aves; Passeriformes; Motacillidae
Gene: ERICH1
Product: glutamate rich 1
Exons: 6
Coding region: 109-1107 (332 amino acids)
Source: RefSeq, a predicted model, not a curated record
CCUGCCAGAGCCCCCGCCAAUGGCGGCGCCCAGCGCCGGGACCGACAGGCGCGGCGGCCAACAGGAAGGGGAGCGGGGGCAGGGGUGUCUCGGAGGGGCCGCGGGGCCAUGGCCGGGAGCAGGCGGAACGUGUUCUUGGCGAAAUUACUGAAACGACUCUAUGGUGAAGCUUCAUCAUCUUCUCUUGUUCAGACUUCAAGUAGAGAAGAGGAGGUGGUUCUUGAAAAUCUUGGCUCAAAAUCUAAAGAAAAGAAUUCAGAUAAUGUUCAGAUUUCAUCAGCAGAUGCUAGCACAUCAACUAAUACACCCCGCGAAUCAUUUCAAGAUAAUGAUGAUACAGUUACGUCUCCAAGAAGAGUUUACACAGUGGAUCUUCCUCCAGAGGGUUAUGUUGCAGUUACUCCGGAUGCCCUUAGUAAUGCAGUUUCUGAAAACUCUGGCAGUAGUGCUGACUCAACAGAAGAGGAAUAUCAAGGGCAAACCAAGAGAAAGCGCAUUCAGAGGAAGAAACAAAAGAGCAGUUCACAAAUCUCUAGUAAUUUCCGUGGAGAACAAACAGAUUUGGGAAUGCAAGAGACUGUUGUUCAAGAUAAUUUACAGCUGCAGCAAACAGACGGUCCCAAAAUAAGCAAAAACAAAAAGAGGAAAAUGAAAAAGAAGCGACAGAAAGAAAGAAAAAGAGCAGCUGGCUUAAUAACAAAAACUACCAGUGUGGAUUUUACAUAUCAGCCUGACAAAAGCAACAAAGAAGAAGCAGCAGGCUUAAAAGACAUAGGUGAAAAGGCAGAUAGCAUUUUGGACUUCCUGCAGGCAACACAACAAAUUUAUUUUACUGACAAGAAAUCACAAUGCAGAGAUGCUGCUGUAAAUUCAGCAACUGCCCAAGAGCUCUUAAAAUGUCUUGAAUUUCGCACCAUCUCUUCCUCAGAUGUGACUCAUCUGCAUCGGCUGAAAUCCCUUGUAUUGCUACAGGAUAUUGAGAGAUUGAAGGAAGCUUUGAAACAAUUCCAAGAACAAUCUAUGAUGUCUCCUGAUCAUACCAAGGUAGCCGCAUCUCUGUUUCACUACUGGAUUACAGAUAUACUUCCUGUGAAGAACAGGAAAUAAAGCCUUACCAUGUGUCCAUAUGCACGGGAUUAAAAUUUAACAUACAAACUCUUUACCAAGUAGCAAUUCAGGAAGAGCAGUGUCAAUACAUAUUCUACACCUUCAGGUAAAUGAACAAAAACUCCAAAAGACAGUAAAGGUAAAUGAACAAAAACUCCAGAAGACAAUAAAGAUAUAACUACAGUGUGACUUUUGUGAUGGGCUGGUCAAGCAUAUGGCUUGAGCCUUCAGCUGCAUUAUUAUGUACAUUUCACUUUAGGAUAAGGAACUUGACUGGAAUGAUAAAGUUUCUAUAUGGUAUUUUGUUUAAGAAGUAUAGUAUUAUCUUAUUUGUUUGUAAGUGUAUCAUUCCUUUCUGGAAGUUCUAUUUCUUGACUUUUUUGUAUAUCUGCUUGCCUGGAAAACAGAACUAUAUUUUUUUAUAUUUAAACCUAAGCAACAUUAUGUCUGAGAAAUGUAUUUUUGCUGAAUAAACUGCUAAAUUGUGGACAUAGAUACGUUUCUAUAUGUGUGUCAUGUGGGUCAUGUUGGUUCUGUUUGGAAUUAUGCAGAAACUUGGAUGGCAUUUUCAGAACUACUCCAUGGCUCAGCCUGUUGCAAUCCAAUGGGUUUCACUGACUUCAGAGUUAUGGUUCUGGUUUCUCUCUCUCUCUCUGAUUACUGUGUAAUCUGUCUACUGCUGUGUAAUAUUUCUGCAACUGAAUUUAUCCAAGUGUAGAUACUACCGUAAGUAAUAUCCGUGGUUGUAAAAUGUUUUGGAAUAAUGAAGAAAGAAUGCUUUGUGGGAGGCUCUUCUCUCAGCUGUAUCAUUCAUCUGACAGGUGAUACAGAGCAAACCAUGUCUUAUAUCUAGGCGUGUUAGCUUUGUCAUCAGUAAGAUAGGGGCAACAUAUUUAACUCCUCCAACACGUGCUUGGAGAUACACUACUGAUCAGACUAUACAAACACUGCAUGGGUUUUUUUGCUUUGUUUUUUUCUGUUUCAUUAUAUUGCCUGAUAUAUCCCAUUACAAGGCAUUGGUUUAGUGAUGCUCAAAAUUUGUAACAGAAGUAAAAUCAUAACUCUUUCUCAUUAAUUGAAGAAAUUAAAAGGGGUUCGGUAAUACACCAAAUGAUUGCAGGUGUAGAAAAACCAUUCUUAUGGCUGAGCUUUGUGCAGCUCUGAAGAACUUGAGUUUGGUUUGUGUCUGGUGGGAAAGAUGAAUAAACCAGACUUUGCAGAGGAGAAACUAGUACUGUGUUCCCUGUUUUAAUGUUCCUGAAUUGCUAACACAUGGGCAUUGAACUGUAGCUGUGACUUUUCACUGAGAUGCUGUGUGCCUCAGUCCCACAUCUGGGAAAAGAAGAAAACAUCACUUGAAUGUGAAGCACCUGGAUACUUGUCUUAACUGACUCAUGUGAAAUUAAUCACUUCAUCCUCACUUUAAGGUUUGAAUGUUGCACAGUAAAUGAGGCCUAGAAACUGCAAAAAGGAUACACAGUGACUCCUUAGGUAAACAUCAUCUGUCCUAAACACUGAACAUGAAAAAAAUUAACAAGGUCAUGUAAUCAAAGCAGACUUUUGAAACACAAGUACAAAAGAGAUCAAAUUAGGACCACAAAAAUAACUGUAGUGUCUGCAUUUCCUAAGACUUGAGUGACUGUGCUAAGGGAGGUUAUAGGGCUGCUGCCUUGAGUAAAUCCCAAGACUUUGUGAUUCCUCCUCUUUGUCCUCUGGAUUCUGGGUUAGUGUACCUGGAGAUCUGGAUGUCAGGGUAGGUGACUCCAUUUCCAGGUAGGUUUCCACAUUUCCAGGUUCAGACAGUAGCAGUGCUUGAGCACAUAGCUCAGGGACACACACAACACUCACAUGGCUGACUACACAGCCCUUUGAUCCCUUGAACAGCAGGACAGUCAGUGUCCUAUCCCUGCCUGGGUCCUGGGCCCUCAUGCCUGCUCUGUGGCUCUCCUACACACCAGCUAGUCCAGCCUGGAACACAUUACCACACGUUCACACACUCAUCUCACAGGCACUUGUGCACUCUCAUGUCACAGCCUUGUUUAUUGCUUUAAUUUCUCUUACUCAUUUUUCUCUUUCAGUGCUUGGCUAUUUCUCAUAAUCACAGAAUGGUUUGAGUUGGAAAGGACAUAAAGGUCAUCAAGUUCCAGCCCCCCUGCCAUGGUCAGGGACACUUUCCACUAAACCAGAUUGCUCAAUAUUGAAGUGAUUUUUAAAAUUCAACUGAAUUUUGGAUAGCUGCAUAUAGAUGAACAGAUUUUGAUCUCUUUGCCAGAAAUAUUUUCACAGAAUCACAGAAUGGGUAAGAUUGGAAGGGAUCUCCACUGUGGGAUUAUCUGGUGCAGCCUCACUGCUAAAGCAGGGUAAAAUUUUGUACUAUUCCAGUGAGUAAAAGUUCACAGGUCAAAAAGGUACUUUGCUUGAACCAGGUCGUAAUGGAUAAAAGAUUACUUUCAGUCUCUCUUUUUUUUCCUUUGCUUUCACCACUGUAAGGGCCUUAUAUUCUGUGCAGAAAUCAGCUGGCCCCAGCUAAGCAAGCCCAGGAGCGUUUUCUGACUGUAGCCAGUCAGUGAUAUCUGAUGUCUUUGCAAAUGACCUGUGAGAGGAGCUGAAACUUACACUUACCAAACCUACCACAGUUGCACUAACAGGUAUAAUGAAGAGGUUAAAGUAUGCUAAGAGUUUAGAAAAUUGGACCAAAUUCAAGAAGAUAAAUUGUAGAUUGUCAUUGGAGAUAAAUGCAAUUGCAUAAGUGUAUUUAUUUCUGAAACAAAUGUGUCAGACAGUGGUGUGCUGAACUGCAACAUGCAUGAAGACACUUCAAAGCAAUGCACAAAAGAACACAGCAGAAGGAUCUAGUUUAAAAGCAAAAGAAAUGGACGUUACUCGUAAUUUAAACUAGGCAGUGUACUAAAAAUGGCAGUAGGUGCAUAAUUGGCAUUCCAUUUGCAGUCAAAAAAAUUUCAUACAUCACAGUUUUAAUACCUAAUCGCUCUUCUGCACUGCUUCUCUAAAGAAAAGGUGCUCAAUCUCCUUACAGUUUCUCAGGAUUAUUUAAGCAGUGGUAUCACAUUAUGGCUGAGAUAUGAAAACUGAAGAAUUUAAAUUAAUAUCCACCAGUGAACACUAUUUUUCAUUUCACUAUACAUGGCUCCUUCAACAUAGCAAUGAAACAUUUAUCCCUUCAGAUUUUCAUGCCAAACUUAUAAAUGGUAAAGGAUAUGGCCUUGAAUUUUUGCUUCUUCAGCAUCAUUCAGUUUAACGAAUGUGCAGCAUCAUGUGGAAUUACUGAAACAUAGAAGAGUUUUUUAAGUGGAUUUUGCAUCAGAACACUUCUGGCUAAACUGUACACACACUAUUAUUAGCAUAUUUCAAACUUCCAUGAAGACAGAACUUUUAAAAUUUUGGGUUUAAAACCUACAUGGACUCCAAGAGUAGGAAGAAUUUAAGGAUCAAGUGGAAAGUAAUCUGUGUGUUUUCAGGGGUUAACUUUCUAGUUUACAUUAUUGAACAGUGCACAGUAAGUAAGGAGCAGCAAGAGAAGUGUGCUCAGAGAGGCAGUGGUCCCUUACCAGCACAUACAAGGAAGACCACAAGAGCUGAAGUCACUUGAGACAUCUGUCGUAGUUUAUAAGGUGGUCAGUGCAUCUGUAUGCAAGGGUAUGAGUUCAAAGCCAUUAUCUCUAUAUAUAGGUACAUGUUUUAUUCUUAAAAUUGCCUGUAAGACCUUAAUUUUUCUCCUUUGUGGAUAUAUAAUAUGGGAAUCAAUCUCUAAUGUUACAGAUUUUUACUGCUUUGUAAUUGGUGCAAUAUUUUAGGUAGUGCUUUACAAUCAUGUAGGUUAUAAAUUCCGUAAUGUGUUUUCCAUGACAGCUGGCUUUUCUGUCCUGCACCCUGUAAGGAGUUACUACUCAAUAGGCUGAAUGUCUGAAAUCUGGGGGAAAAAUAAAUUAAAAAAAAAAAAAAAAAACAAAAAAACAAGGAAGGAAAAAGUGGUGACUGGCAGCAUAAAGACAGAAGAUUUUUAAGCUGUUUUUCACCAAAGAAAACUUAUUUCACCUACUAAUAAUACCUACUAUGUAUGUCAUAAAACCAGUCCACAGACGUGGAGUAGAAAGAGGUGUGUGUUAUGCAUGUACAGUAUGCUACACAUUGGGCAUAAUAAUAGAAGGUGGUAGUGCAAAAGAUGGCAAUCUGUAGGAUUGGGAAAAUGUAUUCUAUUUAAUAUUUAAGGAAAUCUCAGGUUUUAGCUAUGCAGGUUUUGUAGUUAUUUGCAUCAGCCCUGGAUUGCUCCUAAAGAAGGCUGUAUUGCACGUGUUUAUGCAGCUAAUUAAGUUUCACUUUUUACUGCUUUAUCCUCUGCAUUGCAUCUGAGUAAAUGCUGUUGUUUUUAACUGUUCAAUAUACGCAGGCCUAAGGGGAGGGGGGACAUACGUAUUUUAGAAAAGCAGAAAUUUAGAUGCUGGCUGUAUUUGUUUAUGGUCUCUAAGAAUCUGGGAAAAAAACUAUAUGUUCUAUGAUUAUUUGAAACUGCAUAUGCACCACAGUCAGUGAAGGUCAAAUAUAUAGCUUUAAUAAGGCUGUUCUCUAAGUUGAGUUCUUAACUUUGUAUAAUUAAUAGUCUGUAGUCAUUUUAAUGAACUCUGUACUCUGAUAAAGUAUAUAAGCAAGCUGUAGUUCUCUUUUACAUUAUUACUGCAAGGCUACGUCCUGGUUUAGGAUGCAUAAUGGACAAAAAAAAAGUGUAAUCUAAGAUUGAAGAGGAGUACACAAAAACAGAAGGAACUUUUCUUUUGCAUCAACUCUAGGCUGCUAUAGGUUGCAUCAAAUAGGGGCUGCUUUUCUUCACUUUCAAGGUCUUUGCCAGUCCUCUCCAUCCCUCAUUCAGUGCACAGAUGAUUCCUCCAUCCCUGUCAGCCUCUGGCAUUAAUUUCCAUCACCCAUUUGCCAUACUUUCAGAUUUGCACAUUUGUGCUUUUUGCCCACAGUGCUUUCCACAACUGUACAGCACAAUCUUUCCAUUGUCUUCCUUUCCUUCUUUAAAGCUCUUUUGCUGUGAUCCUGCCCAAAACCUUGGCCAAAACCCCAAGCCUGGUCAGUAAGGUGCUAGGACAACUGCCUGUUGUGCUGACUAAUGUUGCCUUACUGUCUGUGUACUCCCACAUCAGUCUCCCUUUUUUCUCUGCUGUUUUCUCCUUUCCUAAGUCAGUGAUGCAGGGUUUGCCCUGCUGCACAGCACCAGUGCAGCCAGUUCUGCCACCUCUGAGAUGACAGUGUGCUCAGGAAAUGUAACAGACCUGUCUGCAGUGGAGAACAUGCUUGACCCUGUGGGCAAGGCUGCUGAUAAUUUAAAAUGGCUUCAUAAUUUUACAUUGCACACGUGAUCAGUCUGAUAAAAUGGGGACCUGGUUCUCCUCAGCAGGUGCUUUGGAGGCAAUGUUCUUCUGCAUCUUGCUAUGGAGAGCUUAAGGAGAUAUGCAGUCAUUCCUCUUGACUUCAGAUGUCUACAGUGUAGCUUUUACCAUCUGAGCUGCCUAUUCUAAAGAACUUCCUAAUCCCUGGGAUUGAAUAGCUGGAUAUAACUGACUGCUGCCACACAUCUAUUUUAGAAUUGGAACAAUGGUACCAAUGGGAGAACUUAGUGCUUUAUGUUGACUGGUAUGAAAGCAUAAAUAGGUUAGUCAUGAAAACAUCUGCAUUGCAGGCAUAUGGGUCUGGUUAAAAAAAAAAAAAGAAAAAAGGAAUGAAAAAAAGUUCAUUUACUGCACCUGAGAAAAGGACAGGAAUGUGCAUGUUGCAUGGACAAAACAUCACUUACUCCUGAUACAAGCUCUUUCAGCUUACACAGGGCCGUGACCCCCUCUCCUCCUUGAUGCUUUCAUGUCUUCUUGUGGGAAGCUACUGCCUGGGAACGAUAAAAAGGGAAGGGAGAAGAGGAGUAAGGAGCUGUUGUACAGCUGUGCCUGGAGUUCACCCAGCACAAGCUGAGGAGAUGCUUCUGCUGUUCUUCUUGUUCCCUUUGUGCAUGUGAUUGUGCACAAAGCCACCACCAUAUCUCAGG